Talaromyces amestolkiae is the source of this 3501-nucleotide messenger RNA. RefSeq lists its product as uncharacterized. The transcript has a single exon. Gene Ontology annotation, biological process: transmembrane transport; metal ion transport. Gene Ontology annotation, cellular component: membrane. NCBI's taxonomy places the organism in Eukaryota, Fungi, Ascomycota, Eurotiomycetes, Eurotiales, Trichocomaceae. Gene Ontology annotation, molecular function: metal ion transmembrane transporter activity; protein binding. The record is from RefSeq and is a predicted model, not a curated record. Bases 1 to 3501 code for a protein of 1166 amino acids.
AUGUCGCGCUCACGCUCCCGGUCCAGCGCUGGCAGUGAACACGGCGACCGCCUCGAACCGCAACUCCUCCGCGCCGCCACAAACAACGACCUCACAGCACUCGAACAAAUCACCCAUCUCGCACGUCAAAAGGGCCAAUUAAAUCCCACUUUCCUCGGAAUCGGACUGGUGAAAUCGUGCGAACGAGGAUGCGUAGAAGCGACGCAAUAUUUAUUAAAAGAAGGCGCGAGUGUGGAAGUUGGCGGAAAUCGAGCGCCGCCUAUCUUUCGAGCGGUGGAGAGGAACUAUGUGCAGAUUGUGAAGUUAUUGCUUGAUGCGGGUGCAUCGCCCGAGUUCAGGGAUAGGGAAGGUCGGACGGCGUUGAUGAUGGCGGCAUGGAAGAAUCAGUGGCAUGUUCUGCAGCUUCUGAUUACGCGAGGCGCGGAUGUCAAUGCGCGGGACAAUAGGAAGCGGAAUAUAUUGCACAAUCUUGCGGCGGAUAAGCAAUGCGAUUGGGGUGACGACGUGGUUAAUUUGUUGUUGCGGACGUCGUGCGAAAUAGAUGCGAGGGACGACCUCGGUAGAACGCCGCUGCAUUGGGCUUGUACUACUGGCAAAACACAUUUCGCGAAGUUGCUUCUUUCCAGGCCACAGGGUUGCCCGACUGAUUAUAUUCAUGCGACGGAGCUUCGCAACAAGACGGCUCUGCAUCUUGCGACUGCCCAUGAUCGUGAGGACGUGGUAGAAUUGCUACUGGAAUAUGGAGCAGACGUCAAUGCGCGAAGUGAUGGAGGCUGGACCCCGUUCCAUAAUGCCUGCGACAAGGGCUGUGAGAAGAUUGUGCGUAUACUUCUUGAGGCUGGUGCAGACUUCAAUAGCCAAUUACUCAACGGAAUGACACCGCUGCAUUUGGCCGCACAAGCCGGUCAUACAGAUGUAGUUCAGUGUCUUCUCGAGCAACCAAGCUUACGCAGAAGAACGCGAGAUACUUUUGGCAGUACGCCGUUCUUACGAGCUGCUCAGUUCAAACGAAAGGAUAUUGUACAAUUACUUGCCCCAUUCAACCACGUCGAGGCGCUGUCUGCAGAUGCAGAGGGUGCUUGCAAAGGAUUCGAUGCGACAAUCGUCGAUUUUGGAAACUUUCAUAAUGAGAAUCGAGUGAAGAAGGUAUCUGUGUACGAAUUGCUAUAUGGCCGGGACCCGAAAAACCCACGAAAACAGGCUAUUACGACAUUACCGACGAAUGUAAAGGCAAGUGAAUUCCGCUGGAUACAUCUGCCUGCAAACAACAUGGCCUGGGUGGAAGCAUUGAUGACGAAAUCAUUCAUCGAAGAAGGCGCAAGUGACGUGGAAGGAUUCAAGGGCCUGGAAAAGUCCUUUGGGCAUCAGCAUCGUGGCCAACGGCCACAUUCGCAUUUCAUGAGACCACUAUGCCAGAGUACACCUCGCUCGCUGAGAGGAAACGACGAAGUCGAAAAGAAAGAAGAGCAUGCACCUCCAGAGAAAAGCCCGUUACCGCAGGUCGUCAUCAACGGUCCUGUGGUCACAAAGCCAGCCGAAUUCAGUCCUACACCUCUCAGAAAACGCGAGACAGGUCUAAGCAAAGACUCAUACUCCCAAGACGACGACAGCGUUUCCGGCCGCAAACCAAAAGCCAAACACAAAAACAGCACCAACAACAAAAGCGGAAAAGACAAUUCCAAAAACGACAAAACCAAAUCCAGCGGCCAUGGUCCGGACAAACACGCGCGUUCAGCGACGCCUCACUUAGCGAGAGACAUGAGUUUCGCGGCCAAAUGCAAUAUUUGCGUAUUCAUGCCAUACCUUCAUUUCGAGACCGCGCAGAGUCAGCAAAAGAUGCAACAAACCAUCAAACAGGCAGAGACAUUCGUAUCUGCGCCACAGCCGGGAUUGACGAGAGCGUCGACGAGGGAUGAAAUGCUGAUUCGCGCGCAUAUCAAUUCGUCAACUGCGUCGCUACAUGUGCGCAGAACGCUGGAUCAGUUCUUUUAUCCAAACAUCGACACCGAGACACGCGACGGCGACCAGGUUGUAUAUCGGUACCAAACGCGCUGGACCGAACACAAAGCCAAAGAUCCCAAAAUCUUCAUGGUCGAUCAACUCUGGAUGUGGGUGCUGGGCAAGAAUCUGAUCGUAACUAGCUUUCCGCAGCGAUGGGAGCAGCCCAAGAACGACCCUUUGAAUGUCCUAGAUGGGAUCAUCGAGGAUAUCAACUCCAAAACCCGUGAACCGGUGCGGUCGGUCUAUGAGCUCGCGACAGUCAUCACUGCUCGCUGUUCAGGCAUGUUUGAUCGACACCGCAUGGGCGACGAAGACUACCAAUUCCUCGACAUGUUCGAGUCGUGCAUCGGUACAGCCACAGACCGUGAGACGGUCCUCUUCCGCGAAUUCAACGUUGCUUCUGCGCAAGCCUCCGAAUGGCUCAAACACCACCGGCGCAUGAGACGGUCCAUUGUAGAAAAUAUAUCUGCCAAAGAAGACGAUUCGCCGAAAGGUAAAGGUGACGGUGACGGCAACAACGACAAAGAAGAUUCCCAGCCUUUAUUCGUCGACAAACUCCUCGACAUAGGCCAAGAAACAGACCUCCUAGCCGAAGCAAAAGACAUCCGCGACGAACUAAACAUGAUCCGCACCGUGCUCGAAUACCAGAAACAAGUCCUCCAGGACCUCCAAGAUGCGAUUUGCGAAAUCUACUACGACGAGAACCGAUCACAAAACGAUAUCAAGAAAAAGUUCCGCGAACAACAACGCAAUAUCGACAUGCACAACAAGGACGUAGAUCGAAUGGACAAACAGACCGAACGCAUCUACAACUCCAUUACGGAUCUGUUAGACCUCAAGCAAAAACACGCAAACGCCUUCGAAGCCCGCUUCGCGCGCGACCAAGCCGCGGGAACAGCUAGGCAGGGAAAAACGAUCAUGAUGUUCACGAUCGUGACAAUUGUGUUUCUUCCGCUGUCGUUCAUUGCAUCGUUCUUCGCCAUAAAUGUCGCCGAGUUUCCGCACGAUAAUCAAUCCGGAAAUACAAGCCUGCCGAUUUCGUAUGUGGCUCGGUAUAUAUUUGGGAUUGGGUUUUCGAUCUCUAUCCCACUGAUCUUGUUCGCGUUGUCAGUUGAUGAUAUUCGUCUCGUAAGUAGAGUGGUGAUGAGGCGGAUUCGUGAAUGGCGUUCUACCCACUCCUCCUCCUCCUCUAAGCACAACGCUCAACACAAUAGAGAUGUUUCCCACAGUACAGCCAACCAGCAGAGAAUGAUAAGCCAAGAACUCGAAAUCCAGCGCAUUCUGUGCCGCUCAAAGGCGUCUUCUACGAGACGGCUCAGUGAAGAGGAGUUGGACAACUACUUUGGGACAGGCUUGUUGCCUGUCGCCACGAGGAAUACGCAUGCUAGUAGCAGUGUUGCGGCGACAGGGAGGCCGAGGAGUUCAAUUCAUACGUAUCGGUCUAUGGGGCGUAGCAAUGGAAUUGGGAGGGAUGGGGAGAAGGGGUUUCGGUUUGGGUAG